GAAGGCAGCAGACACAGACCGAGUGACAGCGUCUGAGUCCCGGGGACGAACAUCACGGAGCCUCGGUGAGAGGAAUAAAAAGCCAAGAUGCCGAACAAAACCAAGAAAGAGAAGGAAACAACAAAAUCUGCCAAAAGCAGCACGAAGAACAGUAACAGCAGCAGCAGCAGCAGCAGCAGCAGCAGCAGUGGAGGGAAAGAUGCUGCAGCUGAUAACUCAGACGAGUCCCAGCAGCAGCAGAGUGGCAGUAAGCGUCCCAGUAACAGCACCCCGCCUCCCACUCAGCUCAAUAAGAUUAAAUACUCUGGAGGUCCUCAGCUGGUGAAGAAGGAGCGACGCCAGAGCUCGUCCCGCUUCAGCCUGACCAGAAACAGAGAGCUGCAGAAGCUCCCUGCACUCAAAGAUGCUCCCCCGGUGGACCGUGAGGAGCUGUUUGUGCAGAAGCUGCGUCAGUGCUGCGUUCUGUUUGACUUCAUCAGCGACCCGCUGAGCGACCUGAAAUACAAAGAGGUGAAACGAGCCGGACUCAACGAGAUGGUCGAAUACAUCACACACAACAGCGAGGUGGUGACGGAGUGCAUCUACCCCGAGGCCGUCUUCAUGUUUUCAGUGAACUUGUUUCGGACUCUUCCUCCGUCCUCUAACCCGACCGGAGCCGAGUUCGACCCCGAAGAGGACGAACCGACGCUGGAAGCUGCCUGGCCUCACCUGCAGCUGGUCUACGAGUUCUUCCUUCGGUUCCUGGAGUCUCCGGACUUUCAGCCCAACGUUGCCAAAAAAUACAUCGACCAAAAGUUUGUCAUGUCGCUGCUGGAGCUGUUUGAUAGUGAAGAUCCGAGAGAGAGAGACUUCCUGAAGACCAUCCUGCACCGGAUCUACGGGAAGUUCCUCGGCCUCCGGGCCUACAUCCGCCGCCAGAUCAACAACAUCUUCUACAGAUUUAUUUAUGAGACAGAACAUCACAACGGCAUCGCUGAACUGCUGGAGAUCCUGGGGAGCAUCAUUAACGGCUUCGCUUUGCCGCUGAAAGAAGAACACAAGAUGUUUCUGAUCCGAGUUCUGCUGCCGCUGCAUAAAGUCAAGUCUCUGAGCGUCUACCACCCGCAGCUGGCCUACUGUGUGGUUCAGUUCCUGGAGAAGGACAGCAGCCUGACGGAGCCGGUGAUCAUGGGGCUGCUGAAGUUCUGGCCCAAGACUCACAGUCCGAAGGAAGUGAUGUUCCUCAACGAGCUGGAGGAGAUCCUGGACGUCAUCGAGCCCUCAGAGUUCGUUAAAGUCCAGGAACCGCUCUUCAGACAGCUCGCCAAGUGUGUGUCCAGCCCCCACUUCCAGGUGGCAGAGAGAGCUCUGUAUUACUGGAACAACGAGUACAUCAUGAGUCUGAUCAGUGACAACGCUGCUAAGAUCCUUCCCAUCAUGUUCCCCGCUCUCUACAAGAACUCCAAGAGCCACUGGAACAAGACGAUCCAUGGUCUGAUCUAUAACGCUCUGAAGCUUUUCAUGGAGAUGAACCAGAAGCUGUUUGAUGACUGCACACAACAAUACAAGGCUGAGAAACAAAAAGAAAAAUACAAGCUGAAGGAGAGAGAAGAGAUCUGGCACAAGAUAGAAGAGCUGGCCAAGCAGAACCCACAGAGUAAUAAGCUCCACCCCCUUCGCCCGGGGCUCCACCCACAGGACGAGUACAUGCUGUACAGUGACUCUGUAGCCGUGUACUCGAUGGAAACAGAGACUCCGACCGCUGAAGACAUUCAGCUGCUGAAGAAAACAGUGGAGAGCGAAGCUUCACAGGGUCUGAAGGAUCUGAAGAAGGACAAGGUUCUGACGAGGAGGAAGUCGGAGCUGCCGCAGGACGUUUACACCAUCAAAGCUCUGGAGGCGCACAAGCGAGCCGAGGAGUACCUGACAGCCAAUCAGGAGGCUCUCUGACCGGGGGAGGCGGCCCCCGCUG
Messenger RNA from Scomber scombrus (Atlantic mackerel), 1951 nucleotides. RefSeq names its product protein phosphatase 2, regulatory subunit B', delta (gene ppp2r5d). Gene Ontology annotation, biological process: protein dephosphorylation; signal transduction. Gene Ontology annotation, cellular component: protein phosphatase type 2A complex; cytosol; nucleus. The transcript has 17 exons. Gene Ontology annotation, molecular function: protein phosphatase activator activity. The record is from RefSeq and is a predicted model, not a curated record. Lineage: Eukaryota; Metazoa; Chordata; Actinopteri; Scombriformes; Scombridae. Bases 88 to 1929 code for a protein of 613 amino acids.